GUAGACCAGUUGAACCCUCAGGAGUGCCUCAUUGCUUAAUGCUUCCUCACCACUUAUCAGAAGCUUCAAUCUUGGCGGUAGCGCUAUGGUUGAUGCUGGAAUUUUCCCUUGCUCAGGGACAGGCACAAUAUCGAUUAACCCAGUUGCGCCCAGGGCGACCGCAGAAGCCACUGGUGUUGAAAUCUGGUCCCGAAUGUCCGUUCCCAUACUUUCCCAAUGGGGUGGCCAAACCUCGCCAGCGUAACAAGAUGAUCCGAUUCACCUGUGCCAGUGGGUUCACACUUGUCGGAAACAUGUACUCGAUGUGCGAGAAAGGCCGCUGGGAUACACCGAUUCCGAUCUGCAUCCGUCCAGGCUGCCCGGACUUAGCAGUUGUAGAGAAUGGUCAAAUUUCGCACGAAAAUGGACAGGCUGCUGGGAUGUUGUUUUGUAGCAGCGGCUAUCAGGUAGCGGGAUCAGCGAAAACUUAUUGCAAUGGAACGCAUUGGGAUCGUCCGCUAGGCAGUUGCCGUGAAACGGGUAUUGCGGUGCAAACUAGCUGCGAUUUUGAAGUGCUCGAUUUAUGCGGAUGGAUGAACGAAGCCACCCAUGACUUUGAUUGGAAACGAAGUGACGGAGUUGUGUCUCCAAAGGCAUUAAAAACUGGACCGAAGUAUGAUCAUACUACGAUGACUCCACUGGCUGGUCACUUUAUGAUGGUGGACUCCGCCGAACAGUUCACGAACGAAACAGCUCGCAUGCUUUCUCCGGUUUACUCCUCUAACUACAGCGUGAACGCAUGUUUCCUGUUCUACUAUCACAUGUUCGGUGACUCAGUUGGAACGCUCUCGGUGUACGUAAAACCAGUAUCGCAACCGCUAGAUAGUAUGAGCAACGACGACGCCUACUACACAAUCAGUGGUAAUCAACGGAAUGUUUGGAACGAGGGAUAUUUUGAUCUGCGUCAGCAGUCGGAAAAUUUCCAAAUCAUCAUCGAAGCUUCGCUGGGAAUGAAAUUCAAAAGUGACAUUGCAAUCGACGACGUAAAUCUGCUGAACGGCGACGAUUGCCGCUCAAAAUUUGAAGGAGACGAUGUCGUUCCCGUCUCGCCGAUUGUAACAGACGAAAUACCCCCAGAAGUUCCAGAUGACGGAAACAUUCUCAAAAUAGAUUCAUGUGAAAACCGGUGCGGCAAAAGUAACAUAAGUUUGACACAAAAAAAUGAUCAGAAUACCGUCCACUGCGAUUGCUACGAGGGUUGCGUAGAUAUGAAAAUCUGUUGUCCUGACUACGCGGAACGAUGUGUGUUCAAUGAUACUUUGAUCGCAUCGUCGUCUGUUACGAUGCCGUCUACCAUAAAAACAACGUCCACUGCAUCUACAAUUCAGUCUACAACCACAGCAACCUCUACAGUUCGAACAACAACUCCAACAACGCCGACGUCAACUACCACCCCACGAAUUACAACCGCCUCGACGCCGAAAUCUACACAGCAGUCUACCACUACAAAGAAAUCAACAAGCAAAACCACUGCCAGAACGUACAACCUUAGACCACGGAACACCACAGUAGAACCCGUACUCAUACCGAUGAUUCGAACGCGAAGACCCACUACAGUGACAUCGGCAAGAACGGAAACUACAGCGCCGACAACUGAAAUGGUAACACUGAAAAUGAUUGCCCACUUCGGUGAUUCCAAUGUCGAUGACAUGCCUCCUUCGAUGGUUGAAUGGGGCGAUGUAAAACCAAACCUGGGUCGUGUAUUCCUGUACACCGGUGUCGGUGUUGUUUCGUUCGGAUGCGUAGUGCUGUUGAUUACGCUGCACAUUAGGCGCAAUUCGGGAGCUAGUGUGCUUAAUCGGUUAAAACAGAAAUCGAUGAAGAAGAAUUUCGACAGUACGGAAGGGUUCGAGGAUGUGCGGUUUCUGGCAGCGGAUGAACAUUUGGAUUUUACAAUACCGGACGAUGCGGAAGAAGCAGCCGAGAGCAACGACGACAGUGACGAGGAGAAGAAAGUUAUCAAGAAAGGCGAAAAGAAGACCAGUAAGAAGGGAAAGCAAUAAGUUGCGGUAUGAUAUGUAACUUUUAAGUUAUUUUUAAAACUUGAAUUAAAAAUAAAAAC
Messenger RNA from Topomyia yanbarensis, 2101 nucleotides. Its product is annotated as MAM and LDL-receptor class A domain-containing protein 2-like. The record is from RefSeq and is a predicted model, not a curated record. Lineage: Eukaryota; Metazoa; Arthropoda; Insecta; Diptera; Culicidae. Gene Ontology annotation, cellular component: membrane. The transcript is spliced from 4 exons. The coding region runs from base 39 to 2042 and encodes 667 amino acids.